Molecule: messenger RNA, 491 nt
Organism: Staurois parvus
Lineage: Eukaryota; Metazoa; Chordata; Amphibia; Anura; Ranidae
Source: the annotation of a GenBank genome assembly
UGGUCAUCUCCUGUACUAUGUCCACAGUCUCUGGUCAUUCCCUGUACUAUGUCCGCAGUCUCUGGUCAUCUCCUGUACUGUGUCCGCAGUUCUCUGGUCAUCUCCUGUACUGUGUCCGCAGUCUCUGGUCAUUCCCUGUACUAUGUCCGCAGUCUCUGGUCAUCUCCUGUACUGUGUCCACAGUCUCUGGUCAUCUGUACUAUGUCCGCAGUCUCUGGUCAUCUCCUGUACUGUGUCCGCAGUCUCUGGUCAUUCCCUGUACUAUGUCCGCAGUCUCUGGUCAUCUCCUGUACUAUGUCCGCAGUCUCUGUUCAUCUCCUGUACUGUGUCCACAGUCUCUGGUCAUCUCCUGUACUAUGUCCGCAGUCUCUGGCCAUCUCCUGUACUGUGUCCGCAGUCUCUGGUCAUCUCCUGUACUAUGUCCGCAGUCUCUGGCCUCCUCCUGUACUGUGUCCGCAGUCUCUGGUCAUCCCCUGUACUGUGUCCGCAGU